AAAUUAAAUCAUCUUCGCUUCACUUUCGACGUAAUAUUUUCAUGCUAUAAAAAAUCUGGUAAAAUUUUAUGUGCAUUUUACUAAUAUUGUAUUUAUUAAAUGCACAUUAAUACAUAUUUUACAUUUGUCUAUGGGUGCUUGAGUGAACAUAACCUCAAACGUCAAUAACAUAACCUCUCAAUUCGAUCAAAACAACACAUGUCACGAUGCAAGUAUCGGACCCAAAUAACGUAAAAAUAUACAAUUUAAGUGCCGGGAAAUCUCUGCCAGAAUGGCUGUCGGAGAAGAAACGGCGAGCGUUGAUCAAGAAAAAUGUGGAUGUACGACGCCGUAUCGAGUUGAUUCAGGAUUUCGAUAUGCCUGGCCUCAGUACAUCGAUCAGAGUAUCGAAAGAUGGUCGAUAUGUGGUGGCAACAGGGAUCUACAAGCCCCGAGUGAAAUGUUUUGAUGUUGAUCAACUGUCGUUGAAAUUUGAACGGUGUUUCGAUUCGGAGGCAGUUACAUUUGAAAUUCUCAGCGACGAUUACAGUAAAUUAGUCUUUUUACAAUGUGAUAGAUAUAUUGAAUUUCACGCGGCUCAUGGAAGAUAUUACAGAUUGAGGAUACCGAAGUUCGGUCGUGAUAUGAAGUAUCAUUAUCCAUCUUGUGAUUUAUUUGUGGUGGGGGCUUCCUCAGAUAUUUACAGAUUGAAUUUAGAAAGAGGACAAUUUAUGACUCCCUACAGCAGCACCACAGCUUCAGCCAUAAACAAAUGUGAUAUAAAUCCAGUGCAUCAUUUGUUGGUUUGUGGUACACAAGAAGGUAGAGUUGAAGCUUGGGAUCCAAGAAUGAAGGAGAUGGUUGCAUCUCUAGACUGUGCCUUCAGUUGUGUCAAUGAAAAUAAGGAAUUGGAAGGUUUUCCUUCAGUUACUGCUGUCAAGUUUAAUGGUGCGAUGAAUUUGGCUGUGGGUACUGCUACUGGACAAAUUUUGUUGUAUGACAUCAGAUCCAAUAAACCAUCCUUUGUAAAAGACCAUAUGUAUGGACUGCCAAUAAAACAUGUAGAAUUUCACCACCAACAAGAUUUAAUUUAUUCCUUGGACAGUUCCAUCUUGAAAAUCUGGGAUAAAAAUGAUGGAAAGCUAUACACGUCAAUAGAAGCAUCAACAGAAUUCAAUGACUUGUGCGUGGUGCCAAAUUCCGGACUGUUUUUCUUGGCGAACGAAAAUACAAAAAUGCAAACGUACUAUGUACCAAGCCUCGGUCCAGCGCCGAAAUGGGCCAGUUUCUUGGAUUCCCUGACCGAGGAAUUGGAAGAAUCAAACGCGGAAAUCGUCUACGACGACUACAAGUUCGUCACGAAACAAGAACUGGCCGAUCUUGGUCUGGAACAUCUUGUCGGUACUCAGAUGCUUAGGGCGUACAUGCAUGGUUAUUUCAUGGACGUCAGAUUGUACAAGAAGGCGAAGUCGGUGGCGAAUCCGUUCGAAUUCGAGGAGUAUCGUAAGAAGAAGAUCCGAGAGACCAUCGAGAAAGACCGGGAACACAGAGUACAAGUCAAUAAGCUUCCAAAGGUUAAUAAAGAUUUGGCUUUGAAGCUCAUUAAUGAUCAGAGCAACGCAAAGAAAAAGGCUGAAGCUACAAGUUUGUUGAACGACGACAGAUUUAAGAAGUUGUUCGAGAAUCCCGACUUCGAAGUGGACAAGAACGCUGAUGAAUACAGGUUGUUGAAUCCCGUUUUGUCCAGAUUGGAUAAGAAUAAGAAGAAAGAAUUGAAAAAGAAGCUGGCUGCGUCGCAAGAAUUCGAACCAAUGGAGGAGGAACUGGAAGGCAAAAACAGUUCUGAAGAGUCUUCUUCAGAAGAAGAGUCAGAAGAAGAGAGUAGUGAUGAUGAACACACUUGGACCAAUGAAGUUAAGAAACAACACAAACUGAUUCAAAGGGAGCACAGAAUGAAAGAAAGACUUGAAGCUGCGCGAGAAGAGGAAAACGAUGCACAACUUAAACAACCAAAGAUGUUCGAAAUACGACAAGGCGAAGAAUUCAAGGGAAUCAACAGUCUUAAAAAGAAAAUGAACAAGGCUAGUUUAGGGGACAGGUUACAGCAAAGUGAUGAUUCCACAGUUAAGAUGUUGGGUUCCGUGGGGAACCGGGAAAUGACGUUCUCAACGAGGAAAAAACGUGACAGACAAAUGGACGAACGUAAUAAAAAGCACAGGGAAGAACGUAAACGCGUGAUUCGACCUACAAUAGGUAUAAAAUCGAGGACGAAACCCUCGUCGUCCUUCCGAGGUAGAAGAAAAUAAUAUAUUCUCCUUAGUUGGUUGUUGAUUUGUCGUGUAUUUUUUUAAACAAAUAUUACAAUAAAAUGUUACAAUUACUGAG
Molecule: messenger RNA, 2364 nt
Organism: Aethina tumida (small hive beetle)
Lineage: Eukaryota; Metazoa; Arthropoda; Insecta; Coleoptera; Nitidulidae
Gene: l(2)34Fd
Product: nucleolar protein 10
Exons: 7
Coding region: 207-2285 (692 amino acids)
Biological process (GO): maturation of SSU-rRNA from tricistronic rRNA transcript (SSU-rRNA, 5.8S rRNA, LSU-rRNA)
Cellular component (GO): 90S preribosome; nucleus; nucleolus
Molecular function (GO): protein binding
Source: RefSeq, a predicted model, not a curated record